UUGUGCUUAUUUUUUCAGAGGUUAAAUAUUGAUAGUAAGCCAAUAAAAGGCUUUCUCCUAGAUGUCAACGGUGUGUUAUAUGACAAUGACCCAAAUGGGGUUGGAUGUGUGAUCCCUGGCUCGGUUGAAGCAUUUAAUAGAUUGUAUGUUGAAUCUCAGAUUCGAUUGGUCACAAAUCAAAGCAUGUGUACUCGCAAACAUUUAGCCGAAAAGUUGAAAAAACUAGGAUUUCGUGUUAAUGAAGAACAUAUAUUUAUGCCGGUUCCAGAAGCAAAACGAUACAUCAAAACUCACGACUUGAGACCACAUAUUUUUGUGCAUAAUGGUAUUGCGGAAGAUUUUAAAGAUUUGGAUACAUCGAAUCCGAACUGUAUUCUCAUGGGUGAUGCUCAAGAAGGAUUCACUUAUAAAGCAUUGAAUACUGCUUUUCGAAUCUUGCAUAAGAUGAACCAUCCUUUGAUUAUUACUUUAGGUUGCGGAAAAUUUUAUCAAAGAAAAGAUGGACCGUGUAUUGAUGUCGGUAGUUUCGCUCGGGUUCUAGAAUAUGCUUCUAAUGCACAAAUAAUUGCCAUAGGGAAACCAAAUGAACAAUUCUUCAAAGCUGCUAUAGAAGAUAUGGGUUUAACGACUGAUGAGGUGGUAAUGAUAGGGGACGAUAUUGUAUCUGAUAUUGGUGGAGCAAUGAAGGCUGGAAUCAGAAGUGUGCAAGUGCGUACAGGCAAGUGGAGGUAA
Thelazia callipaeda (thelaziosis nematode) is the source of this 732-nucleotide messenger RNA. The record is from the annotation of a GenBank genome assembly. Lineage: Eukaryota; Metazoa; Nematoda; Chromadorea; Rhabditida; Thelaziidae.